Messenger RNA from Tricharina praecox, 2121 nucleotides. Its product is annotated as prolyl-tRNA synthetase. Bases 176 to 1972 code for a protein of 598 amino acids. NCBI's taxonomy places the organism in Eukaryota, Fungi, Ascomycota, Pezizomycetes, Pezizales, Pyronemataceae. The record is from RefSeq and is a predicted model, not a curated record. The transcript has 2 exons. Gene Ontology annotation, cellular component: cytoplasm; mitochondrion. Gene Ontology annotation, biological process: prolyl-tRNA aminoacylation. Gene Ontology annotation, molecular function: proline-tRNA ligase activity; ATP binding.
UGAAAAAGUUUCCUGAUUUUUGUUCUGCCGAUAGAAGAAUCGAAUAACUCUUAUCAUCAAGCUGAGAAAAGUGGUCACGAGUGACACCGUGUGCAGUCCGCUCGGUCUUGGCUCGAGCAUGGAUGAGUGAUAGCCGCCCUCAUCGCCGCAGGUCCGCCCCCCCCCGCACUCCAACAUGACACUAACACUACUACUCCUACGGCGGCCCACAUCCAGUCUCCUUCGGACCUCACCAUGCCUUUACCGAUGCUUGAACGUUGAUCACCGCAACCGGCUGUCCAACUUCUUCGUGCCAAGCGGCGGCAUUGCCCAAUCCAAAGAUGGCCCAGAAGACACCCACGCUCUUCUCGUACGGACGGGUUUCCUACGGCAGGCUUAUUCGGGGAUCUUCCAUUAUCUUCCGCUGGGCUUCCGCGUCCACGAGAAACUGGAGCGGUUGAUCGACAAGCACAUGCGCAGCAUCGGGGCCUCCAAGCUCGCACUGUCAUCUGUAUCCACCGAAAAGUUAUGGGAGAAGACAGGGCGGUUGGCUGGUGGUGGGGCCGAAUUGAUGCGUUUCAAGGACCGCAAGGGGACGCGGUACCUUCUUGCGCCUACGCAUGAGGAGGAAAUCACCGCGUUGGUCGGGAGCAUCGUCGGAAGUUACAAGCAAUUGCCAUUGCGAGUUUACCAGAUUGGACGGAAGUACCGAGACGAACGUCGGCCACGUGCAGGAUUGUUGCGGGGAAAGGAGUUCACCAUGAAGGAUCUUUACACUUUUGACACGACAGAGGCGGCGGCGCUGGAGACCUACGCUGAUGUCCAGGUUGCGUACCGUGCGCUAUUUGACGAAAUAGGACUGCCGUAUUUGGUGGCAGAGGCGGACUCGGGAAACAUGGGCGGCAAAUUGUCGCACGAAUACCUAUACCCUUCACCAACAGGCGAGGACACGAUCCUUUCGUGCACGUCAUGCAACUACACCGCCAAUUCGGAAGUCGCCAUCCCUCGCCCUUCCCCACCUAGCCAGCUUCAGCCCUCUUCGUCCGAGAUUGGCCUGCACCACUCCAUCACUGUGGAUCGUAUGACACUCAUUAAUACCUACUUCCUGCGCAACUCCAAGAAUGCUCAUGGCACAACCGAGCCCAACGAGGUCAACCUGCAUCGUAUCAGGGACUUAGUUCCUGACCUCGAUCCGAGUGUAUCUCACCCGCUUGACCUGUUUUACGACAGCUUCACACCUUACCCUGCGCCUGCCGAAGAUCAGAAGCACAGCCAAAUCAUCAACCUGUUCGACAGCGCGCUCCCGUAUCCACUCGCCGAGUCCUCGUUUUCAAACCACACCGACCACAGGAGCCACUCCAGCUUCAUCGCUGACAAGCGCAUUCCCACCACCUCCAUAUCAACCCACCCCGCAACCGGCACCCGUUUAACGCUGAUGAAAUCCCGUAUCGAUGAUAGCUGCCCACGCUGUGAGGAAGGACACCUUAAGACCACCACCGCCAUCGAGCUAGGCCACACCUUCCACCUCGGCACGCGGUACACAGUCCCGCUCAAUGCUAUGGUCAGCACCGUCGAGCAAACCCGGGUGCCCAUGCAACAGGGCUGCCAUGGCCUCGGCGUAUCCCGCAUGAUCGCCGCCAUUGCCGAGGGCCACCGCGACAGUAAGGGACUUGGCUGGCCCGCAGUCGUAGCACCGUUCGAGGUGUGCAUCAUCACGCACUUCUCCGAGGCCCGUGAGGACGUCGAAAUGAUCUACGAUAGCCUUACCAGCGGCAACACCAGAGAUGUAGUGGUUGAUGACCGCGAGCGUGAACUAGUUUGGAAGAUGAAAGAUGCGGAUUUGGUCGGGUAUCCGGUGUUUUUGGUUCUUGGCCGCGCGUGGAAGAAGGAUGGGCUCAUUGAGGUGCAGAGUCGUCGCGCGGGUGUCAAGUCGCUUAACGUUAAGCCUGAGGACUUGAGGAAAGUCGUGGACGAGUUGUUGAAGACUUUGUAGGCAGUAUAGCUUGUACGUUAGGAUGGCUUCGGUAAUCUGCAAUUCGGCUCCGAAUUCAGUGGUAGUCAGUCAAGUGAUUGGUUCUAAUACCGUACCUGACCAGAGUCACCAGGCGAUAGCAACAUAAAAAUAACAACCCGAUUAAAUAA